AUGGAGCAUGAGAAUAGAACUGCUUUAAAGGAAUUUAUCCUGGCUGGGUUAACAGACAAUCCUCAACUGAACACUGCAUUAUUUUUUUUAUUUUUGGUUGUUUAUUCUUUGACCUUAUCUGAAAACGCAGUGCUUAUAGCAGUCAUCAGCAGCAAUACGCAACUCUAUUCUCCAAUGUACAUUUUCUUGCGUCAGUUAUCAAUCAUUGACAUAUGUUAUUCAUCCUCCGUUACAAUCAGAAUGUUGGUUGACUUUGUAUCGGAGAAACGGUCCAUCUCAUUGAUUGGAUGCAGUCUGCAGAUGCUCUCCUAUGCUGGAUUUGGUGGCACUGAAUGUCUGCUUCUGGCUACCAUGUCAUAUGACAGAUAUGUGGCAAUAUGUCAUCCACUAACAUACUUGCAAAUUAUAAACAGGCAAACAAUUACAGCGAUGGUUCUGGUCUCAUAUCUUGGUGGCUUUAUCGAUGGCUUUGUCCAGACUGGAUUCUCUUUCUUCCACCUAAAAUUCUGUGGACCUCAACAAUACAUUCGCAGUUUCUUCUGUGAUGUGAUAGCAUUGAUCGAGAUUUCUUGCGGUAAUACUAGCUUGAAUGAAGUGAUCCUUUUCUCCUUAGUUGGUUUUAUUGAACUUAUGUCUUUAGUUGUUAUCUUGCUCUCCUACUUGUACAUCAUUGUUGCUGUUCUUAAGAUCCAUUCCUCUGAGGGACGUAAGAAAGCAUUCUCUACCUGUGCAUCUCAUCUGGUGGUGGUGUUGUUAUUUUAUGGAACUAUAAUUUUUAUGUACCUGAGGCCUUCUUCUGCUUAUAGUCCAGAACAAGACAAAGUGGUGGCUCUGUUUUACACAGUGAUCAUUCCUUUCCUUAACCCUUUAAUAUAUAGCUUAAGGAAUCGGGAAGUCAUUCAAUCGACAAGAAAACUAAUUCAUUUGUGGCAUGUAAACACAAAAUUGCAAUGUCAGUGA
Messenger RNA from Pelobates fuscus (common spadefoot toad), 960 nucleotides. RefSeq names its product olfactory receptor 5AP2-like. The transcript has a single exon. Gene Ontology annotation, molecular function: olfactory receptor activity; G protein-coupled receptor activity; odorant binding. The coding region runs from base 1 to 960 and encodes 319 amino acids. The record is from RefSeq and is a predicted model, not a curated record. NCBI's taxonomy places the organism in Eukaryota, Metazoa, Chordata, Amphibia, Anura, Pelobatidae. Gene Ontology annotation, biological process: G protein-coupled receptor signaling pathway. Gene Ontology annotation, cellular component: membrane.